Microplitis mediator is the source of this 862-nucleotide messenger RNA. RefSeq names its product nanos homolog 2 (gene nanos). Bases 254 to 766 code for a protein of 170 amino acids. The transcript is spliced from 3 exons. Gene Ontology annotation, biological process: negative regulation of translation; oogenesis. Gene Ontology annotation, cellular component: perinuclear region of cytoplasm. Gene Ontology annotation, molecular function: zinc ion binding; mRNA binding. Lineage: Eukaryota; Metazoa; Arthropoda; Insecta; Hymenoptera; Braconidae. The record is from RefSeq and is a predicted model, not a curated record.
AUCUCAGCCUCAGUUUUCUUUUGUUACCCAGCCUUGAAACAUCUCAGCCAAAUUUUAAUUUCACCAAAUAAAUAAAAUCCUCCAUUACAAAAGAUAGAAAUUAAAACUUCAAAUAAAAUAAAAUAAAAUAAAAUUGAAUUUUUAAAAAAUCGUGACAGUGACAAACUAGUAAAUUGUGUCGUAAAUUAUUUCUUUUGUUUUUCAAAUUUUAUAAAUUAAAUUUCUAAAAUAAAAUAACAGCAACAAAAUAAAAAUGUUGCAAGUACAUUUAUCACAACAAUUACCAAUACCGCGAAUACAAAACGCACUUUAUCCAUAUAAUCCAAGUUUAUAUGAUGAGCUGCUGCGUUUAUUUGCUACAAAUCCUUCUUUUGAACCGAUACGUCAAUCAUCUGAAGAUGUUAUGGCAGACUUCAGAUCAAAUGGCAGAGACUUUGAAUACUGUCCGGAAUUAGAAAAUGGGGAAUUGCCGCCAGUUUUGAACCGGCGUAAAAAAAACCGCAAGCCCUUGCCGACUGAAUGCGCAUUUUGUAAAAACAAUGGGGAAGAAAUUCAAUUUUACAAGCAGCAUAUAUUGAAAGACUUGAAUGGUCGAACUGUCUGUCCAAUACUGAGACGUUACACAUGUCCAAUCUGUGGUGCAAAUGGCGACGCUGCCCAUACAAUAAAAUACUGCCCAGCAAAUAAAAGCCCGGAGCCAAUUCCGCUGUCCAAUGCAAUGAAACGUCAGGUCAGAAAUUCUGCCGGCAAAACUCGAUCUAAGUAAUCGUACACUCGAAAUUUUUUUAUAUAUAUAUAUACACCUAUAUAUGUACACACAUAUUUGUAUAUAUAUAUUUACUCAUAUAUAUAUAUAUAUUUU